UGGCUGGCAUGUAACUAUCGUAUUACAAGACGAGUCUGUUAGCAGGCUGACUUCAUUUAAACACAUACUUGGAUGUUGUUUUACACUGUGCCCGACCCACACGCGUUAUGGUGACGAGGCAUCCAGUGCACAAUUUUCUCUCAGCGAAAUGGCGGAUAGUGUUUACGUAUUGGUCGUUACAGCUGUACUCCAUGGAACGUCCCUACUACCCGUACUUGGUGGGGAGAUAACAUCAUUGCGUGGUAUAGGAACGUACCACGGCCAUGCCACGGUUUGGAAGGACGCCAGGAAAGACUGUCGAAACAGAGGCCAAAAACUCCUAAAUAUCGAAGAUAUCGAUUAUUGGGACAAAGUAGUUGAUCAAUUAAAUGUCACAGAGACAGGUGCAACUAUAUGGAUCGGCGGCCGUGAAAGCAAAGACACUUGGAUAUGGUCACAUGAUUUAUCCACACUUCAGACGGCGCCACUGGGCUGUUUCACAGAGAGGUUUACCUAUCCUAGAAACUUCACCAAUAACCAGCCAACUUUGUGUGCCAGCUUCUGUAAACACAGCAUGACCAUGCAAUACGCUGGUCUGAAGGGGUCUGAGUGUUUCUGUCUCGGAGAAGAGACGAAGUUUAAGUCUGUACUGGAUGCCAAUUGUAACACAACCUGUCCCGGAAAUAGGUACCAGAACUGCGGAGGCGAGAGCAGCGUCACUGUCUACAACACUGAAGAUUCAUUGGGAUGGCACAUGCACAAACCAGAUGCCGAGCAAACUCGACAGGACUGUGGACAGAUCAUGAGGAUAAACAGCAACGUAACAAUGUGGUACUCGGGCAACUGUACGCAGAGACACAAAUACAUCUGUAAAAUUGUGAACAACCCUGGUAUCUGUUCAUUUAUCAAGCGGCCAAUUCCUUGUUAUUAUCCAUCUGAGGACGCAAAAACAUGGUUUGAAGCUGCUAAAAAAUGUCAACAGAUGGGGGGACAUCUAGCAGACAGAGCUGUUGAAGACGACGACGAAGACAACCUGUUGACCCAUAAUUCGUUUUACUGGACGGGAUUAACACGAAUCAAACAGACGUGGAAUGGUGGCAAUAAAAACGUAGUGGACUUGACUUUGCCCCGAGCAAGGAGGUUUGAGAAUAGAACCCGGACAUGCCUGACUUUACAGAGGGAUUGGCAGGACGACUCUUGGUCUCUAGCUAGUGUAUCGUGUAAAGAACGUCUGCCCUACAUCUGUCAAUCUCUGGGAACCUUUGCCGAACCUGACGAGUAUAUAGACCGAAAAGAUGUGGACUCAGAACUGACCAAGGCCGAAUUAAACCAGGACGACCACCUGUUCGUCAUAUUCUUCAUUGUUAUUCCGUCGGCAGCGGGUGCCUUACUGAUAAUAAUUCUCAUCAUAAUCAUCUGCAGCGUUCGUAGAAGAAAUGCUAAGAAAGCUCAGAAAACGAAAGAAGAGGAACAUUUUUAUUUCGUACUGGAGAAAGAGGAAAGCAUAUAUAACACUAUAGACGGGCCUGACAUGGUGAGAGAGACUCCCUACCUUGUUAAACCAGGAUCCAAGGACCAAAAUAGGACAUCCAAAAUAUCUCCGAAACCAGACAAUAUAAUAAUAGACAACACAUACAACCAGUUAGAAUUCAAAGGGAGAAUGUCUAACGCCUUCAGUAACGGCGUCUCGGUGCACCAUGUCGACGACCCGAUAGAGGAUAACCCUUAUGACGUCGUUCGGUCCUCGGAAUACGACACAAUUGAAAACAUAAAGCGCAGCUGCUUCACGUUAGUAGAUAAACCGUACGACAGGUGUGGGUCGUUUACAAGACCAGUACAGGACGUCAAUUGUAAUCAGAACAAUAUCAGAAAUCCAAAGUGAUCUACGUGAUUUUUGUUCACAUUACACUUU
Messenger RNA from Mizuhopecten yessoensis (Yesso scallop), 1891 nucleotides. RefSeq lists its product as uncharacterized. NCBI's taxonomy places the organism in Eukaryota, Metazoa, Mollusca, Bivalvia, Pectinida, Pectinidae. The transcript is spliced from 11 exons. Gene Ontology annotation, biological process: biological process involved in interspecies interaction between organisms. The coding region runs from base 149 to 1861 and encodes 570 amino acids. Gene Ontology annotation, cellular component: external side of plasma membrane. Gene Ontology annotation, molecular function: carbohydrate binding. The record is from RefSeq and is a predicted model, not a curated record.